CAAAUUUGUCAUCACAUUUAUAAACAAAGAAAUAUGGCGACUGCCUAAACUUAAAUUGGUUGUAAGUGUAUAUAAAAAAAAGAAGUCCCAAAAUCUGGCCAGUGCUGAGGUUGAGUCGGUGUCGGACGCUUCUGACAAGUUUUGCACUGAAAAUGUGGAACCACAGUCACCCUCUCUGUUGUGCCAAGGCCUUGCUUGUGAUCGGCGUGAUAUGUGUGCUCUCAUUUGGCAUAGGAAAUGCCGUCCACAUCCCAACAUAUGGCAGCAGUGAAGGUGAGACGCGGCCGACCGACUCGUUGGCCACGCUGCCAGGCGAGUUAAAGUUUGCGCAUGUGAUAUUUCGACACGGGGACCGAACGCCUGUGGACCCAUAUCCGACGGAUCCUUGGAAUAAUAGAAAGUUUUGGCCCACAGGUUGGGGCCAAUUGACCAAUCUGGGCAAAGAACAACACUACGAGCUGGGCAAAUGGCUGCGAAAUCGAUACAAAUCGUUGCUGAGCUCGAGAUAUAAAAACGAGGACAUCUUUGUUCAGUCCACUGAUGUUGAUCGUGCCUUGAUGAGCGCGCAAUCAGAUCUUGCUGGGUUGUACGAGCCUCAAGGCGAUGACAUAUGGAAUCCGCACAUAGAUUGGCAGCCUGUGCCUGUGCACACUGUGCCCGAGAAUGAAGAUUCCAUAUUGGCCGCGAAGGCUUCAUGCCCGGCAUACGAUUAUGAGUUGGCCACGCUAGAAGCCUCGUCAGAGUUCCAGACUCUGUACGUACGAUAUCGCGAGCUCUUUUCCUACUUGAGCCAGAACAGUGGACGCCUAGUAAAGUCCUUUAUAGAUGCCCAGUACUUGAAUAACACGCUGUACAUUGAGAGGCUGUACAACCUUACACUGCCAGUGUGGGCGGAGAAGGUCUAUGGCAGAGAGGACCUCACCUACGUGGCUAAUUUUGCCUUCUCCAUUGCCACGUUCACGCGCAGGAUGGCGAGAUUUAAAACGGGUCCUCUGCUAAAGGAUAUCUUCGAGAGGUUUGACAAAAAAUUCAACCGUCAACUGACGCCUGAUCGUUCGUUGUGGAUCUAUAGUGCCCAUGACACAACGAUUGCCAAUGUUUUGAACUCUCUCAAAUUAUUUGAGCUGCAUAGUCCGCCAUACGCAGCAUGCGUUAUGCUGGAGAUGCGCGUGGAUGAUAACAACACUCCCUUUGUGUCUGUGUUCUAUAAGAACACAACAGCGGAGCCUCUUCCCCUGAACAUACCCGGCUGUGGCCUGUCUUGCCCACUGAAAACUCUAGUCAAUCUCUACCAGGACGUUCUUCCAGGGAAUUGGGAGCGUGAAUGCAAGCGAUCAACCAUGAUGAUGACCUAUGAGGAGGCCAACUUGGGUGCGGCGACAGGCAUUCUCAUAUUCAUCAUUACGGUUCUGCUAUGUUGCAGCUAUGGCCUCAUGAUCUACUACCGUCGCCGCAAUUACAAUCUGUAUACCUCGUAUUCCCAAAUGGCAUAGUAAAGGAGCGAUCCAUGUUAUAUUUUACCUCGGAUUUAAGAGCUGCUUUCCUGUUGCGCUCUCUUGCCACUCUGGUGUGAUUUUUGUUAUAUGUGAAUAGUAUUUUUGUUCUGUUUCUCAAAUCGCUUUAAUCGUGUUGCUUCUCAGUUAUAAUGUGCAUUUAAACAGCCAAUUAGCCGAUCAUCUUGGAAUGAUGAGAACCUUAAUUUUGGCAUUAAGGAUUGAGGGAUAACAUACUCGUAACUGCCAGCUGAUGGCUCGUUGUUAUUCAGUGGAUUAGUAAAAUGGAAAAAAAAAAAAAAAAAGACUGUGAAAUGGCGAUCUUGAAGUUGCAUACAUAUGUAUAUACAUACAUAAAUGCAUACAUACAUACAUACAUACAUACUUACAUAUUUAUACACAUGUACAUUUUGAUAAAAACGUUAUCUUGAAAUGAAAGACAGAUAUUUACUGUAUUAUAAACAACGCUCAAAAA
Molecule: messenger RNA, 1968 nt
Organism: Drosophila obscura
Lineage: Eukaryota; Metazoa; Arthropoda; Insecta; Diptera; Drosophilidae
Gene: Acph-1
Product: prostatic acid phosphatase
Exons: 6
Coding region: 153-1493 (446 amino acids)
Biological process (GO): dephosphorylation
Molecular function (GO): phosphatase activity
Source: RefSeq, a predicted model, not a curated record